Messenger RNA from Harpia harpyja (harpy eagle), 5339 nucleotides. It is a transcript of the gene PNPLA1, whose product is annotated as patatin like phospholipase domain containing 1. Gene Ontology annotation, cellular component: lipid droplet; membrane; cytoplasm. The record is from RefSeq and is a predicted model, not a curated record. Lineage: Eukaryota; Metazoa; Chordata; Aves; Accipitriformes; Accipitridae. Gene Ontology annotation, biological process: triglyceride catabolic process; lipid homeostasis. Bases 357 to 1634 code for a protein of 425 amino acids. The transcript has 10 exons. Gene Ontology annotation, molecular function: triacylglycerol lipase activity.
CUGGGAUUGAUGGAGAAUCCUAUUUAGGAAAACACCCUUGAUGAAGAAAGCAUGAAGCAAAGAGGAAAUUUUACAUGGAUGUAUCCAAAUGUGACGGGCACAGUAAUGCGGGGACCAUUUCUGGGAGGGCUCCCAGGGCACUUCAGAUCACUUGGUAUAAAAGCACAGGCAGCAAUUAAAAUAGCUCGUGAAACUAAACGCCUCAGGGAGCUGUCAUAAAAGGAGGUAGAAAAUCCAUCUUCUGGACUCCUCUGCAGCCAGAGACAAGCCUGGAGAAAGCAGAAGAGAAGAGAGCUCAAGGUUCACCUGGUGAAAAAAGAGGACCAUCGAGCCAGAUACACCAAUUUGAUCUCAAGAUGGCUGAGGGGGAUCUCCGGGGUUCGAGCACCCGUUUCUCGCUCUCGUUUUCGGGCAGUGGCUUUCUCGUCCUGUACCAGGUUGGGGUGGUGCAGUCCCUUCUGGAGCUGGCUCCCGAACUCCUCAAGUCCGCGUGCAAGGUCUAUGGGUCGUCCGCCGGCUCGCUCAUCGCCGCCGCCGUGGUGUGCGGCGUCAGCCUCGAUGACCUAAAGGAAUUUUUCUUUGCCAUGGCAAAGGAAGUCAGGAAAACCAUCCUGGGCCCUCUCUCGCCCAAGUGCAGCUUGCUGGCGAAUAUCAAGACCGUUUUACAGCAGAUGCUACCAGAGGACUCCUACCAGCUGGCUUCGGGGCGGCUGCACAUCUCUCUCACGCGGGUGGUGGAUGGCCAAAACGUCAUGGCCUCUGAGUUCAGCUCAAAAGAGGAGCUCAUUCAGGCUCUCCUCUGCAGCUGCUUUCUUCCUAUCUACUGUGGAUUCAUCCCUCCAUCCUACCGAGGUGUGCGAUAUGUUGAUGGAGGAUUCACUGGCCUGCAGCCUGUUUCCAGCUUGGAGGAAGCCGUGAUCACUGUGUCCCCAUUCACGGGAGAGCUCGAUAUCUGUCCGCGGGAUUGUCCCGCUAUCUUCCUCUGUUUCCAGAUCUUCAACGGCAGCAUUCAGAUCUCGAUAGAAAACCUCUGCAGGAUUAGCUAUGCUCUGUUUCCACCUAGUGCCAUGGUCUUGAAUGACAUUUUCUCCCAAGGCUACCAGGACACUGCCCUUUUCCUGUACAGGAACAAUGCCUUUGGCUUUAACUACUUCGAUGGCAAUUUCCGCUUCGCCAGCAUGUGUGGGAAAAACGACUCUGCACAAUCCAACAGGACAUGCACCGGCCUAUGCAAAAGGGUACCACAGUGCCUGAUUCCUUGCUUCCUGCCAGGCUUGGCUCUGUGGAGGAAGGAGCAGGUGACUGGACUGCAGGAUCCACUGUCGAAGGUCCUGUUGCAGCCAUACAGGCUGCCAGCUUUCAUCAGGAAGGGGCUGCAGAAGCUGUGGGGCCUGCUGGAAGGUAUGAGCUCCAUGGUAAAACGGUUCCAGAAGCUCCUCCAAACCAUGGUGCCUGGUUUGCCUAAGAGAGCCGUGGCCAGGAGGCAGACAGUCCCACUUCUGCAACAGCCCUUCUACCAGGCUCCUGAUCUUCCUAGCAAGCACCACCACCUCCAGGCAGGAUAUAAUCAUUUCAGUCAGCCUCAGGCAGUAACACUAUCCCUAUUCAAAUGCAAAUUAAAAUCCCCCAAAUAAAAUUCUCAUAUAGGAAUUGGACAUCCAAAUCCACUAAAUUUGUUUGCAAAUCUCAGCCACAAACAGAAGCAUAGUUUGAGCUACCCAGUGCAUCCCACCUACCGCUACAUGGCAUGGGGCUUGAAUGUAAAAAGUUACUUUGAGAACUUUAACAAAAAACAGCCUACAAGGAACACCCAAACCAAAAAAACCCAAUCACAGCAGAGUGCCCUCCUGCUCCAAACCUGCAAAGAUGUGCUAAGAUAUAAGUAUUUAAAGACUCAUCACUCAAAGCAGCUGUCUUUUGCUUUAUUAAUCCCACACCUUUUCAAGCAAGCACCCCUUCUGCUGUUUCCUCUGUAUGAGCCUGGAGCUAACGGCAAAAGGAGGCUUUGCCAGAGGCAGUGGAGAGAGGCGAAGUUUGGCAGCUCUUUGAAUCACCUUGUGCAAAAGCUUGUUUCACCCCUAGGGAAGCAAGCGGGGAAAUCCAGCUGCACCCAGUUCAAACCAGCUGGAAUAGCUCCUGUCUUCAGCCUGCAAUGCAUCCUUUAAAGGCAGGUCAUGGGAAUCACCUGGGGUUGGGGAGAUACAAGGGGGGUUGUGGCCCUGCCUGUGCUGGUGACAUUGCUGCCACAGUGUGCUCUUCAGUGCAGCUUGGUGUCUGUCUGCAGGCUGUAUUGCAAGUUGCUCUUUCUCUUUUUAAAACAUGAACUGGAGCCAAAGGCAGCGGCAGGGUCAGAAAUGCUCUUCUGUGGCUGGCAUGGCCCUAAAGAGAGUAAAACCAUGUUGGUCAAUCUGACAGACACUUCUGGAAGUUCUUGUGAGACAAACUAGAUUCAAAUACCUGAUCAGGGCUGCUUCUCUCCCUCCUAUUGUCUAGAGGGUAAUAGGAUAAGCAGGUUUUGAUAUCCUUAAAAUAUUGUUCUUAUACUGCUGUCCUGUUGCUUGCCCUGAUCUGGAUCAAACUUAGCAGAGAUGCGAAGCCUCAGGUGAACGGGAUGAGAGUUUGGAGACAACCCAAGUCAGCAGGAGCUCUCUCUAAAGCUAGACCCCACUGCAGAUCUAGUGGGAAGGGGAGUCCUGGGGCCUGAUCCAUGCAACUGAGCCAAAUGAAAACAAACAUGUCCAAUCCUGCCUGUGUCUCUGGCUGUUGGCUGCAGGUGCUUUAUGCCAGACUCUGCUUCUAAUCUAGAUACCAAGGAGGGUGCAACUCAUUGUGCAACUCUCCUGGUGGGCACAUGGAUAAAGAGGCAAAUCCUUGUGGUUAACCUGCUAAUCUAGCCUGAGCCUUGCUGGUGUGCAGGCUCCACCGCAGCAGUAGUCAGUCCUUUGGAGACAUUCUGACUUAUUCAGGAAAACAGGUGUGAGCUGUUGGCAGGUUUAUACCCUUGCUUAUUUGGCAACCACUGAUAUUAUAGUAUUGUGCAGAUAAACAGCAAAAUAGCCUUUUCCUGGCCUAGAUCAUCAGGGCUUUUACUUCCUAGAACUGAAAAAUCUGAUGUGCUUCUCCUCUGGAGACUGAGAGCCCUGACUUACCUCUUAGUUGCUCUCUGGCCUAACGAAUGAGUCUUGACUCCUUCCACAGGUGAUCUUAGGUUGGUGAAAAAUGUUGCAGCCCAGCUGCAAACCAGAGACGCAGACACCUGAUAGCCCAGAGCCUGCCCAAUGCCCAAAGAAAACUGGUUCCUACAAUGUUGCUUUCAAAAGUUCCAUGCAGUUCGAACUGAUGAAGCCUUUAAAAAAGCAAGCAUGGAAGCAAAACUGCAUAGCCUAACACUGUGUCAUGCAUUUCUACAUUGUGUCUCUUCCCAUAUUCCCAUAGGUAGAGUUGUCUUGUUUUCAAUGGAAAUGUUGUCUUUGCUUUCAUUUUAUGCUUUUCAAGCUUUUAUUUUUAGAUCUGGAAUGGUAAUGGUGCUGUUCUUUCCCCUUUAUAUUCCUCAUUUGGUGUGGUCCUCCUAGAUAUAGCAGAACAAUAUUUGGGUCUUUUUUCACUUUUUAUUUAAUUUAUCUGGCAACAUUUUAAACCAUCAUCAUGUUGGAAAAGCUGCCUAAUUUUUCCUAAGCUGACAAAUUCUGAAAUGUUGAAGGACUCAGAAAGAAAAAGAAAAUAAAUAAUAAAAUUUAAAGAAAUAUUACAUUCCAGCAAACACUUCUUUGUAUUCCACUAGUAACAAGACAACAAACUGGAAUCUGAAAUGCUGAGGGUUCACCAGUUUUCCAUGUCAAAAUUGAAAUGGGAGGGGACAUUGUUUUGCAUAGGAUUGCAGAAAACUAGAAGGUUUGGAUUUAAACCCGCCUUAUGUUGCUCAAAAAUGAUACAGGUAGAGGUUUACCUGCAGCUUUAAUAAGCUUUUCUUGCACUGAAGUAUUUACACAUGGCUGCACACCAGAGUUACUAAGUAGAAAUUUUAAUUUGCCUGGCACAGCAAACCCAGCUCUAAACCUUGAGACACUGCUCCUUCCCUGACCCUUAAUGAAAUGAUACAUGGGCAGAACCUGGUAUUACCUUGCAAGGUGAGUAAAUGCCUUUCUUCAUAGAAAGAGCUACUUCUCCAAAGACCCCUUCUGACCUGGCCACAGCCUAAGUCCUCAAUCCUCACCCAAAACAAGUUCAGCAUGAGGCUUCACUAAUAACCACUGACCCAAGAGCGGACUUUCUCCCAUUCCUGAUGUUUUCACCUACUGGAGCCUGCAAAAACUCAGACAGCCUCUUUUGGCAGUGAGAGCCCUGGGCAAGUGUCACUUAGCUAAUGAAAACUGAUGAGGUAAAGGAAGUCCUGGUCCUCUACCUUCCUCAUGGCGGAGAAGGUGGCGUGGGGCUUCCUCUUCCACUUCAUCUGCUGCCUGGAUGGUCCCUGGAUUCUCUUCAGUGACAUCCUCAGUGUAUGUGGCUCUGGAGUGAAGCACUCUUAUUUCUGGCUUCCAGUGCAGGGUCCCUUCACCUUUCUGACAGGAUUCAUUGGCCAAUGAAAGCAUAAAGUCAUCAUCAAGAUAAUUUAUGCCGAAUUCACCUGGUGGGAAGAGAAUCCAGCUCUCACUGCUUGUUGCUCAACUACCAGGUCUCCAGCAAUCUGAGGCAUGACCAGCGUUGACUGGAAAACAGGGGGACUGAUGACCACAGUGCAUGGCUAAUCUGAGUUGGGUUUCUGGUACAGGGAUCACCAAACAUUGCUGCUUUGUACACCAGUGGGCUAUCAGUCUAAUACCACACAGGGUACCCGAGCCUGCCUACACUUCUCCUGCCUAGGUCCUGGGGACCUGUGUUCCCUGGAAAUCUCUACCAUGCCCAGUGUGACAGAGAAGAGGGGACCUAACAUCAUCAGAGGGGAAGGGGUGAAGAGGGAGCUUCAGGAGAGGCCACAGAGAGGAUGGGACUCAAGUAAUCCUGGCAAUGCCAGGGAUGCAGAUGUCUCUGUCCCAGUCACUCUAGGUGCACUGGCAGCACCUCUUACCUUCUGUCAGCAAACCAACGUUGUAAGAGAAGCACCUGACCUACCUGCUCCUCACUCCCAGUCACUUACUCAGUCUUUUUAAGUAGGAGACUGCGUCCUGGUAGCCAUGGGUAUAAAACUGGUCCAGAACCUGCAGGAGGGAGAUGGCAGUCAGGGAAGAUGGGCCAGCUAUAGGGGCCUCAUGGCUCUGUGUACCUGUAGAAGCAGCUCACUUGACGUGUGGGAAGCUGAAAAAUAUACUGCAAGCGGUGGAUGUUUCUUUUUGAUAUGUGUA